GAAGGGAGAGGCCCGGGAAGGUAUGGGAGAAAUGUUUUAAACUAAAUUUUUGGAGAUCUAAUCAAGAUGUGGUCCUUGAAAUUUUGGAUCCGGUUAACUAAGUAGCUUGGAGUAUUAUUUCAAGUACUUUUAAAGGUCAAACAUGAUAUAAAUAUUCACCAAGCCUUGCUUCCCCAAAGAAACAAAUAGUUUCUUUAUCAAUGCCUUUACUAUUUAAAGGAACAUGUUCUUUAUAACAACGUGAACCAUACCCAAUAUAGAUCAUAUUGAUAAUUGUUAUUCCAAUUCUUUCUAAUUGUCAAAUGAUGGGGUACUUUGAAAUCCUUGUACUCUUGUUUUCCUUUGUUCUCCUUUGUUACCUCCUUCUUCUUCACGACAAAACUGGCCUCCCUAAUUGGCCUCUUCUUGGAAUGUUACCUGCCCUUCUCAAAAACAUACACAGAAUUCACAACUUUCUUAUUGAAAUUUUUGAGAAAUCUCAUUUGACCUUUCUUUUUGAUGGUCCAUGGUUCACCAACAUGCAAAUUCUACUAACCAUUGAUCCUGCCAAUAUUCACCAUGUGAUGAGCAAGAACUUUGGAAAUUAUCCCAAAGGAACCAAAUUUAAUGAAAUGUUUGAUGUUCUUGGAGAUGGGAUCUUCAAUGCAGACUUUUUGGUGUGGCAAUACCAUCGCAAAAUGGCUCAAUAUUUCCUUGGUCACCCAAAGUUCCAUCAUUUUUUGGUUAAGAGAACUAGAGAAAAGCUUGAAAAUGGACUUAUCCCAGUCCUUGACCAUGUCUCUCUACAUGGUAUCGAAGUCGACUUGCAAGAUUUGUUUGCAAGAUUCACGUUUGAUGUUGGAUGUACUAUCAUGAUGGACCAUGAUCCCAAAUCCCUCGUCGUCGAUCUGCCUACAAAUGCAUCCUCCAAGGCCUUGGAUGAUGUUGAAGAGGCAAUCUUCCAUCGCCAUGUUGUGCCAACCUUUGUUUGGAAACUGCAAAGGUGGUUAAAUGUUGGAAAAGAGUACAAGUACAGAAAAGCUUGGGAAACCCUUGAUAGUUUCAUCUACCAGUGCAUAGCCGAGAAGAGAAAAGAAGUUAGUAGUAAGGUACAACAACCAUCAGAAGAAAAUGAGGUUUGUACUGAUCUAUUAACAUUAUAUAUUAAAGAAGAUGAAAGCGAUAAAUAUCCAACUAUAUUAAGUAAUAAUCAACGAGAUAAGUUUAUAAGGGAUACAGUUUUGACAAAUUUCAUAGCAGGACGAGACGCAAUUAGUAUAACACUUUCUUGGUUCUUUUACCUCCUUUCAGUAAAUCCACUAGUUGCUUCUAGGAUUAAAAAGGAACUAGAUAGUGUAAUGAUAGAUUGGAGAAACUUCAAAGAGGCGAAUAGUAAACUAGUUUAUCUUCAUGGUGCACUGUGUGAAACUUUAAGAUUAUAUGCUCCGGUCGCAUUCGAGGCCAAGGCCCCUAUGGAGCCAGAUAUACUCCCAAGUGGUCACCGAGUGAAUCCGAACAUGCAAAUUAUAUUCAAUUUGUACGCGAUGGGAAGGAUGAAAUCUAUAUGGGGAGAUGAUUGUAAUGAGUUCAAGCCAGAGAGAUGGAUUUCAGCACAAGGAAAUAUUAGGCAUGAGCCAUCGUACAUUUUUGUGUUUAACGCAGGACCAAGGACUUGUCUAGGAAAAGAAAUGGCGUUUACCCAAAUGAAGGUUGUUGCUGCGACCAUGAUCCAAAAGUAUGUUAUAGAAGUGGUAGACGAGCGUCAAGUUAUUCCUAAUAUGUCUAUAUUCCUUCGCAUGAAGCAUGGAUUUAAGGUUAGGAUACUUCGUUCGUAGUGAUAUAGUGUCUCAUUAGUUAAGGUACUCAACGAGACGGGGUAGUACUUUUAAUGGAUGUUUAUCUAGUAUUGGAGUCAUUCUAUUUGUAAUGUAUUUUUCUUUUUUGACGACAGAAAGAAAAGAAAAAAAAGCCAACAUCAAAUCAUCAUAGCUUGUCAAAA
Molecule: messenger RNA, 1978 nt
Organism: Beta vulgaris subsp. vulgaris (sugar beet)
Lineage: Eukaryota; Viridiplantae; Streptophyta; Magnoliopsida; Caryophyllales; Amaranthaceae
Product: alkane hydroxylase MAH1
Molecular function (GO): iron ion binding; monooxygenase activity; heme binding
Source: RefSeq, a predicted model, not a curated record